AUGUCUUUCGGUGUCGGGUGCAGCGACGUCGUCGCCGGCAUCAGAAUUGCUAAGACCAUCUAUGAAAUUAUUUGCGUCCAAGAGAAUCGGGCAGAUUAUCGUCUCAGAAACUUCGUCAAAGAGAUACAAGACUUCCGGAAGCUCCUCGAAAAGCUCGGGACAUCGCUCAACGAUGCAGCCGCACGUUACGACAAUGGCGUCCUCGCGUCUCAGCAGGGUGCUCAUGACCCUCGCUCAGAUGACUUUGAGAAAGAGCGCCGUCAGAUGGUUGGCAACUUCGAAGAGACUCUCGACGAGUGUCAAGAAUUUCUCAAAGACCACAAGAAGUUGCUGUCGAAGUCGAGCAACUUUGUCGAGAAUGCCGCUUGGCAUGUAACACAACAAGACCAGAAGAUUGAGGCCCUUCGGCACCGCAUUCAUAUGCAUGCAACCAAGAUCAAACUUGUCAUUGACAGGUUGAGCAUCAAUCUCCUGACCAACCUUGAUGCUAAGGUUGAUGACCUGCUCGACAUCUCGAAGAGGAACAUUGCCCUGAGCACAGACAUCCAAUCAGAGAUUCGAGAGUUCUAUGCCCAUUGGCUUGGAGCCCUGGCCGGCCAUGCGCCACCCAGUUCGUUGGGAUCCCGGGAUACGCAUCACGCCAGCGAGGCAAUUCAAGCCAGGUUUGAGCAAGCAGCGACAGUCUCGGCUCCCGCUUCUAAUGACGGAGAAAUCCUCCUCAGCAAAGCGUUCGACGCUCUGCUUAUCCACUUCGAGCAGAGCGCUGAAGGAAAGGAGCAAACACCGGAGAAAUACUUGUCUCUUUUGAAAACGCGCUGGCUUCUGGGUUGGAUCAAGGGCAGCCGGGGCUACCUCAACGCGUGUCCUGGCUUUUACUACCAACGUGCCGUCAGUCAGGUAGAGCAAGCUAUACUUCUUCGAGUGAGGGGCACCGAGAUCAUAUCGUACAGUGAUGAAGAACUAAUGGACCUUCCCGACUCGUUGUUCUUGGUCUGGCCUCCCCCGAGGGAGGAGGAAAGUGCAUCACAGCUGGAUCCCACAUUGGCAAGAGCCAACGAACAAGAGCUAUUGAGACUCUUACUCGAUUCGACCAACCCCCAAUCCUCGGAAUCUUUGACGGUCUUCCGUCAGUCGACGAACAAUUUUCGCAUUGUGCUUGAGACGACCAUGCCGGACGGCCGCAAUGUCAUUGUCCCUCAGACAGUAUACACCGGAGAAGACAGGCUCAUCCCACGUUAUGCUCUGCCCACCAUGAAAAGGCCAUGCUUCGAGCUGGCAGUAUUUUGGCGGAACGAAGAGACCUUGUACAGGUUCAAGUCCAUGGAUGAUGUUUUCGCCUUUCAAACAGCCUUGACCGGAUACGCUGUCUCACAUGACCAGUCCAACAUCACCUGCCAGUUUCACAAAGACGCCGCUGACCUGGACUGCAGAGCGCGCAUCCAGCUUUGGCAAGAACCUAUUACAUUGCCUUCACCGCCCGACUCCUUGGCGGCAGGCUCGCCUGUGGAAUCUUCCAGCACUCACAGCCCAUACUCGCCCCAGAGUAGCUUUGUGGAAUCCAUUGGGCCAAGCACAACCAUCAGUCGUGUAGGCGACGGCUGGGAAGCAGACAACAUCAAGUCCUCGGCAGUAGUAAUGUUUACUCGGCUGGCCGACAAGCGCGGAAAACAAACGUUCGCGAUCAUGUACGUCGAGCUCGAUACCAGCAUUCGCAUCGAUCUAAAGAGAUGCAACUGUCAUCGAAAUUAUGACAAUUGUCUUUCCUUAUGUCUGUCUCGCUCGGAUGACAAGGUUUUCCCCGUACGCAUCUUGCGCACUGGACCUGAUCGGCAAGGAACUCCUGACCCCAACACCUUCGAUCUCCUACCGUUUCAACUGCCACGAGGUGCUCAGUCCCCCAAGCUCGUAGUCAAGCGGUCAACCUAUCUUCUCUUGCAAUUCCUGACUCUCGCCGAGAAGAGAGAAUUCCACCAGGAGCUGCUACUGAGAUUCAAGGUGCGCUCCAAGCAGUUGGCAGACCAAGAGAUGAUGAUGAAGAACUUUCGUCAUCGCGCGAACAGGCCAGUCAGGACGUGCGCAUCCGGUACCGACCCUUUUCCGCCUCGGAGGUCUGUCACGAGCACGACGGCGUUCAGCCAAACCUCGAGUUCUCCUCCGCGGAUUGAACUGGAUCUCGGAACUGAUUUCGAUGUUUGUUUGGUUGGUGACGGCCCUGAAUCUAGCAGUGCUGCCCAGCGUCGAAGAGCGAGGAUGGACAAUGAUGCCGAGCCUGCGCUGGAACAAGAAUUGACGACCAGGCCGGCAGGUCCUAUUCAGCGAAGCAACAACAUGCCGGUGACCAGGAAUAGACAACCAGUAGGUGGUGAGCAUGGUGACAUGACCAGAUCGAGCGUCUCGUCUGCACGGGUCAAUACCAGUAACUCAUCCCAGUCCAGCAAGACGUCGACACGGAGCAAGGUCAAAGAAAGCUUAAUGGGCCGGGUUUUCGAAAGAUGA
This is a messenger RNA of Exophiala xenobiotica, 2496 nucleotides long. RefSeq lists its product as uncharacterized. The record is from RefSeq and is a predicted model, not a curated record. Bases 1 to 2496 code for a protein of 831 amino acids. NCBI's taxonomy places the organism in Eukaryota, Fungi, Ascomycota, Eurotiomycetes, Chaetothyriales, Herpotrichiellaceae. The transcript is spliced from 2 exons.